GCGGGUGGUUCCCGGCUCCAGCGCCUCAGCAGCCGGCGGGGCGGGGCGAUACUGGCCCGGCUGCGCCUGUGAGAGGUGGCGCUGGCGGAGGUGCUGCCCCUCCGUGGCCGCUGACGAGCCCCCGCCGCUCCGCCAAGGCAGAACGGGCCUUGUGGCUGCCGUAGCAAUGCCCCGCGCCCCCAGCCGCGUGCCAGGUUGGCGGGAAACGGUCUCACGUGCCGCGGCUGCCUGGGCGGGGGCGGGGUUGCCCUCUUCCCGCGCCGGGCAGCGCUUUCACUGGCCUCCUCCCAACCCGUCUUGGGCUCAGCUAAUUCGUAACCCCCAUUUGGGACUUUCACACCGCGCCAGGGGGGGAAAAACCCUCCUAAGCUAGGGAAAUACGAGUGUGAACCACGAACACUGGCGGGGGACUUGGAGGCACGGCUCAAUAAUGAAAACGAACAGCUACUUAAGAAGUUGAAAAGGCUGCAUAGAAAAAAUCAACAGCUAGAAAAUGAUUUGGCUCAGAUCCAGGAGAAACUGCAUCUGGAUCAGUUAAUGCGUGACUAUGUCACAAGCAGAGAUGUUCAGGUUCAAACAGAAUCCCACUUAUGGCACAAGGGAGGUGGCAGUCUCAAGAAGGAAAUGAAAGUAGCAAGCGAAAGUGCCAGAAUACUUCAGAUGUAUAAUAACCUGCAGAAACGUUAUGACAGAGAAAUCAAAAUAAACCAGGAACAAAGUGAAACAAUUAAAAAUCUCACUAUUAAAAUUCAUGAGCUAGAGCAUCAACUUCAAGGACAAAAGCAAAGAAUUGAGCAGCUGGAAUGUAAAAAGGUCUCCCAGAAGGACAACACUGUUUCUGGAGUAAGGACUCCAACAGCAGAGAGAGAAGUAACAUUUUCUCAUAGAUGCAUAUAUAAAAAGAAGGGAGCCUGUUCUUGCAAAUAUUUAGAGCUAUUGCUGCUUGAGAUUCAAAAGCUGAAGAAAAAAAAUGAGAAGUUGUCUAGAGAAAGGAGAAUGCAAAGAAAUGAAUUACCUGGAUUAGACAAGGAAUUUUUUGACGAGAUAGAAGAUUUAAAGUAUGCUCUGCAAGAAUCAAUAAAACUGAAUAAUCAGUAUGAAAAGUGCUUGAAACACAUAAGUUCAACAUAUGGAUUUGCUUUUGCCGCACCUUUUGUAACUAGUAAUAGUCGUAUAAUUUAAUAGAAAUUAAACAUUCCAUUUAGAUUUUUAAUGUUGAAUUCUUUUCCAAAAACACAGACCAACCUGGUUACCAGGUUAGCACUUCAUUUUCCACAAUAAAAUCAUGACUUCCUUGACUCUAACAUGCAAUUUUACAGUGUUCUGUAUCUUUUACAUUGACCCUUGUGCCUUUGCUAUAUAGUUUUUGAAUAAACUGUCCUUUUAUAAUUUUGUUUUAGAAA
Molecule: messenger RNA, 1403 nt
Organism: Mauremys reevesii (Reeves's turtle)
Lineage: Eukaryota; Metazoa; Chordata; Testudines; Geoemydidae
Product: centrosomal protein of 290 kDa-like
Exons: 7
Coding region: 538-1182 (214 amino acids)
Source: RefSeq, a predicted model, not a curated record